AGGACGCCGAGACGCAGACGCAGACCGCGCCGGAGUGCCAGGACGGGGGCGCCCCGCUGGACCGCGGCAGCGAGGCGGGGUCCUCGUCCCAGGCGCGGCCCGCGGAGGCGCCCUCCGCGCUGCAGAAGGUCCGCCAGCUCUUCCCCCUCGGCCUGGCGCGGGGCGCCGACAGCGCGCUCCCGAUCUCCCCGCGCAACAAGGACGGCGACCCCGCCUGGGACGCGGCGGCCACGCAGGCGGCCCCCGAGGAGGCCUCGGACCUGCCGCGGACCUCCUCGACCUCCGCGUCCGAGAGGGCGGCGGACGCCCCCGCCGAGGCGAACGACGCCGCCGGGGACGCCACCACGCGCGGGCUGCUCCGCAGCUUCUUCCCCGGCGAGCGGGGCGGCACCAACCGCAAGUGGAGCGACUCCGGGCCCGCCGGCCCCGCGCCGCCGCCCGAGGCGGCGGGCGCGGAGGGCGGCGCGCCGCCGCCCGCCGCGGCGGGCGGCGAGGCGGGCGCCCCCCGCGCCGCCGGAGGGCCCCGAGCCCGCGGGCAGCAGCCGCCAGAGCCUGGAGCGACAGCUGGUGGAGACGCGCGAGGCGCUGGACGAGCGCGAGGCGGAGCUGUCGGAGCUGCGGGCGAGGCUGGCGGCCCUGGAGGGGCGGCAAGUCUCGGCCGCCUCGAGCGAGGACGCCGUGGCUGCGCUCGCGGCGGCGACCGAGGCCGCGGCCUUGGCAGGGGACUCCAGCCGGAGGGAGCCGUCCGCCGGCGCGUCCCUGAUGGAGAACGUCCGGCGCGUCUUCAGCGGGAAGACGCCAGAGGGGGACCCAAGGCACCGACGGCCGCAGAGCGUCCAGGGCUCGCCGAAGGGCAAGUGGCUGAGGUCGCCCGCGGCGUCCCCCGACUCCUCCCGGCCCGGCGCCGGGCCGGACCCGUCGGCCUUCCUGCUGCCCGCGGGCAGCGGUGCCGAGGCCGCCGAGCCGCCGGCGCCCCCGGGCGCCGGCGCGCGCGCGCCGAGCCCGCCCCGCGCGGCGGAGCGGGGCGGCCCCGAGGAGCCCUCGCCGCCGCCCCUCCCCGGCGGCCGCGGCGCGGCGCCGCCCGCCGAGCCGCCGGCCGCGGCCGCCGCGGCGGAGCCCGAGGGCGCGGGCGCCGCGGGCGAGGCCGGCGCGGGCGCGGGGGCUCCGCCGCCCGAGGGGGCCGCCGAGGCCUCGGGCCCUGCGGCGCCCGCCGCGCCCGCGGGGGCCGAGGCUCCGGCGGCGGGGCAGCUGGAGCCGGCGGCGGAGGAGGGCCGCGAGGCCGACGGCGCCGCGGUGGGCGAGGCGGCCGCCGCGACGGCGCCCGCGGCGCACGGCGGCGGCGUGGGCCUUCCCGCCCCCUCGGAGGCGCCGCGGUGCCGGCUGGCGCGCGGCGCCGACGAGUUCGCUUCCGCGCUGUCGCUGGCGGACCAGAGCUGCUCCUCCCUCUCGCUGGCGGACCUCAGGGAGCAGAGCUGCUCGGAGCUGCACCCCGCGGGCUCCUCGCCCUCGCUGUGCCCCACCGAGGCGGAGAGCCCGGCGCCGGGCGCGCCGGCGGCGCCGCCGCCGGCGGCCGCGGCCCUGGAGGUGGCCGACGGCGGCGGCGGGCCCUCGGGCGAGGAGCCGGGCGGCGAGGCCGGCCCCGCGAGCUGAGGCGGGCCCCCGCGGCCGCCGCGAAGCAGACGGGUCCCGAGGUGCUGCGCCGCGGUCGCGCACCGCUGCGCGCGCCUCCCCAGCCACGCCAGCUAGGCGCCCGGCCCCGGUCCUGGGCCCGGGGUGCGCCCUGGCCGCAGGAUCGGUGCCCGCGCCUCCUGCGCCUCCUGUUGUUGGGGGUGGGGGCCCGGAGCCUCGACCCCAU
Prorocentrum cordatum is the source of this 1855-nucleotide messenger RNA. The record is from the annotation of a GenBank genome assembly. NCBI's taxonomy places the organism in Eukaryota, Dinophyceae, Prorocentrales, Prorocentraceae.